This is a messenger RNA of Saitoella complicata NRRL Y-17804, 1242 nucleotides long. Its product is annotated as mannose-6-phosphate isomerase. Gene Ontology annotation, biological process: carbohydrate metabolic process; GDP-mannose biosynthetic process. NCBI's taxonomy places the organism in Eukaryota, Fungi, Ascomycota, Saitoellomycetes, Saitoellales, Saitoellaceae. Gene Ontology annotation, molecular function: mannose-6-phosphate isomerase activity; zinc ion binding. Bases 40 to 1242 code for a protein of 400 amino acids. The transcript is spliced from 4 exons. Gene Ontology annotation, cellular component: cytosol. The record is from RefSeq and is a predicted model, not a curated record.
UCACAUUUCUCCAUCCUACCACAGCUGCUCAAUUGCACGAUGGUUUUGCCUGUUCCUCUUUUCCAGAUUGCGCCGGUGGUCCAGAACUAUGACUGGGGAGUGAAUGGCAAGGACGCUCUCGUCGCCCAAUUCGCCGCCUCAACACCCAAUUCGAACACGGAGAUCUCUAAAGAUAAGCCAUAUGCCGAGUUAUGGAUGGGUACCCUUCACCAUCCCGCUACCGAGAUCAGCUCUGGACGUCCCUUGAAGGAAUUGUUGGACGACAACGAGGCAUUAUUGUCAAAGACAGUCAAUGAUAAGUAUGGAGACUUGCCAUUUUUGCUCAAGAUCCUGUCUGUGGGAAAGGCGUUGAGUAUUCAAGCACACCCGGAUAAGACUUUGGCGAAGAAGUUGCACGCGGAUGAUCCGAAGAACUACAAAGAUGACAACCAUAAGCCCGAGAUGGCUAUCGCACUUACCGACUUCGAGGGGUUCUGCGGUUUCCGGCCCGUGAACGAGAUUGCCUCUUUCCUCUCCGCCGUCCCUGCGUUACGCUCAAUUAUCGGCGAGGAGAUUGCCGUGAAGUUUCAGAAGACUGUCAAGGGUAAGGAGGACUCGAAGGAUGAGGAGGUCGUUAAGGCUAACAAGGCCGCGCUCCGAUCCGUGUUCGAGUCCCUCAUGACCAAGUCUGAGGAUGAGAUCGCAAACCUCCUGAUCCGUCUUAACGAGCAAUUCCCCAAGGAUGUUGGGCUCUUCUGCACCUUCCUCCUCAACUACUGCAAGCUGAAGCCCGGAGAGGCGAUGUUCCUCCGCGCUCUCGACAUUCACGCGUAUCUUUCCGGAGACAUCGUCGAGUGCAUGGCCGCAUCUGACAAUGUCGUUCGUGCUGGUUUCACUCCCAAGUUCAAGGACGUGAAGAACCUUGUCUCCAUGCUGACCUAUAACUACGCGGGUCCCACAGAGCAGAAGAUGAAGCCCGAGAACUUCGAGAGGGCGAGUGGAAAGACGACCCUAUACGACCCUCCAAUUGAGGAGUUCUCUGUUUUGCGCACGGUGUUGGGACAAGGCGAGAAGGAGACUACGAAGGGAUUGCAGGGACCAAGUAUCGUCAUUGCUACCAAGGGUAGUGGAAGCAUCAAGGUUGGAAACGAGAAGAAGGAGGUUAAGGGGGGAUACGUGUUCUUUGUCGGUGCCGAUGCUGAGGUGGAGUUGGAGAGCAGCAGCGAGGAGUUUGUUCUUCACAGGGCUUUCGCCGAGGUCUAG